UCUCUCUCUCUCUCUCUCUCUCUCGUUAUAGUUAUAGUUAUAGUUAUCUCUCCAACAUUCCUUUCCACACAACACACCCUUCCCGUCAGCUGUCCGUCAUUUCCCCCUUGGCUAACGUAACCACUUGGUGCCUCCCUUGCCGCAGCUCGUGGUGGAGGUGAUGGACGCCAAUGAUCACCGCCCGGUGUUCAGCGCCAGGACCUACGAGGGUGCCGUGAGCGAGGACGUGGCGCCGGGGUCCACCGUGGUCACCCUGCAGUGCCGAGACAGGGACCAGUCACCCACGGCGUCCUCCGCGGUGUACUUCACGCUGCACCACGCCCAGGCCUUGGCGUCCCAGGGCCUCUUCACCGUGGACUCGUUCACUGGUGACCUCAUCGUGGCCGAGCCCCUGGACAGGGAGGUGUCCAGCGUCCACGAGCUGACCGUGAGCUGCAGGGACCGCGGCCGACAGGAGAACGCAGACUUUGCCCGCGUGUCCGUGACGGUGGAGGACGACAACGACCACGAGCCCGUCUUCCUGGAGCCCAUGAUCAUCGCCAAGGUGAGUACACUGUGCCUGCGGCGGCUCGUGCACCGCCGCCUCAACCGACACCAGUUACCUGACCUGUGAAAUAUCGCCGGAGUUGAAGAAUACUUUUCCUAAGUAUUAUAGGAAGUUAAUUAAAGCAACUACAUCACUAUUAUACACAGAAAACGUAUAAAUAGGCGAUUCAUAUC
This is a messenger RNA of Eriocheir sinensis (Chinese mitten crab), 720 nucleotides long. Its product is annotated as desmoglein-3-like. Lineage: Eukaryota; Metazoa; Arthropoda; Malacostraca; Decapoda; Varunidae. The transcript has 2 exons. The coding region runs from base 161 to 613 and encodes 150 amino acids. Gene Ontology annotation, biological process: homophilic cell-cell adhesion. Gene Ontology annotation, molecular function: calcium ion binding. Gene Ontology annotation, cellular component: plasma membrane. The record is from RefSeq and is a predicted model, not a curated record.